Molecule: messenger RNA, 1511 nt
Organism: Asparagus officinalis (garden asparagus)
Lineage: Eukaryota; Viridiplantae; Streptophyta; Magnoliopsida; Asparagales; Asparagaceae
Exons: 4
Coding region: 265-1320 (351 amino acids)
Source: RefSeq, a predicted model, not a curated record
CCCAAAAUCGGAAAAAUCCCCUCAGAUCCCUCAUCAUCAUCGUCGUCCUCUCCAUCCUCUCUAAGAACCGCCUCGUCUUCACCAUCAUCGUCCUCUCCAUCCCUCAAAUCCCUCAUCAUCGUCGUCUCCAUCCUCUUCAUCAUCAUCGUCGUCCCCACGGCCGCUCCCUCUAGCGCCUCCACCUUCGCCGCCGACGAGAACUCCUCCGCAACCUCUGCCUCUUCCGCCUGCGACGGCGUCCACGUGCCUCUGUCUUGUCUGAGCAUGGCCCUUAACUACAUCAGAGAUAAGGAUUGGAUGUACGUGGGUCGUGCAGAACGCAUGCAAUAUAUUUUUGUUAAUGGAGUUAGUGCGUUCAUGGACUUUGUUCAUAGACACGAUAUGGUCCGACAUGGGAGACUCAUUUGUCCAUGUAAAUUAUGCGCGAAUAGGUUGUAUCAACUGGAGGAAGAAGUAGAACUUCACAUUGUGAAGAAUGGUUUUGUUAGCGAUUACAAAACUUGGGUAUAUCAUGGAGAAAUUAAAGGUCUCAUUAAUGCAGACGAAGAACAAGAAGAAGACAACUUGUUUCUCGAUGAGGAAAUGGAGGAAAUGGUUGAGGUAGCUCUUGGUAACACUAACCCUGCUGAAGAUCCUCCUUUCGGAGGAAGACAUCAUGAAGAUAAUUAUGAUAAAUACAUGAAUGAUGCUAGGAGGCAUUAUUUGGGUACCCACUCGUCAUCAGUAGAUAAGAUCACCGGAGAGUAUACAUACCCGGACAACAGCACUAAGGAGUAUUGCGAGCAGGUCAUCGAGAAGGCAACCUCAUCAGGGGUCGGUUCAACCCCAGAGGACGAUGCACUUUCCUUCACCCAGAUGUUAGAUUCCUUGCACGGAGGGCAUCACGGUGGUUAUGAAAGAGCCAUGGGCAUUGGUGUCACUCGGUCUUAUUUAAGGGCCUCCUCUAUACCAGAAAUCGGCACUUCUAAUCAGGAGCUACGUCGUGAGGUUGCUAAUCUUAGAGCUCGGGUAGCUGAGAUGGACAGUCUCAGGGAGGAGCUUAGGUCUCAGAUGCAUUGGAUUAAUAACAAUAUGGUUAAUUAUUCGGGUGCUUGUCCUGCUCCCACUCCUAACGAUACACCAUCCUUUACUCGGCCUGGUCUAAUUCCUCAGCCCGCUGCCGAUAUACGACAUUCUGCUCGUCCUGCUUCAGCUACUAACACUUCUACUUCCAGUGCUCAAGGUUUAUCACAGGAGAAUCUUGUUAGAAUAUUUGCAAACUUGAGGCGUUCGGGUUUGUCCCAUGAGGACAUUCUUCGUGGAAUUUCUUCUGUUCCUUGACUGGAUUGAUUAGACCACUUCUAAUUUUAUUUUGGACAUUUGAGGCAUUUUGGAUGUUAGAGACACAUAUAUAAUAUUAGAUGUUUUUCAUUGUGAGAUAUUGAGUAAUCAUUGCGUAUGUAUAUGUUGUCUCUAAUAUUGAAUAUUGAGUAAUUAUUGAGUAAUCAGUGGAUACUUAGCAUCGUUUGAGA